AUGGGGGGCCCCCUUGCUGGCCGGGCGCCUCUCGGCAUUGAACUCUCGGCCCCAGGGGCCCCCCCGGGGGCCCCCCCUUGCGGGGAGGACCCGGAGGCCCCUGGGUUGCUGCCGGGGGAGCUGGGGGCCCCCCUGUUGGCGGAUGGGCAGCCACUUUCUCCGUCGGAGAGCGAGCCUUCGGAUGGUCAAAAUGGUUUCUUUUUCGAGGCCCCCCGGGACAUUGAGGGGGGUUUUCAAGAGGGGAGUGUGUCUGGUUUGCGGGGGGCCCUCGGGAGGUUCUCGGAGGGCCUCAAGAGCUUCUUAAUGCGGUAUGUGGGGCCCCGGGGGCCCCCCUCGUUGGUGCGGCCGCUUCUGGGGCCCCCGCGGGGCGGGGGCCCCUCUGGGGGCUGGGGCGCGGGCCCGCGGAGCUGGCUGGCUCCGGAGACGCAGCAGAUAUGGGGCCCCUGCGGAGGGGGCCCCCCGGGGGCCCCUUUGGGGGCCCCGUUGGGGGCCCCGUUGGGGGCCCCCCCGCGUGCUGAGGGGGCCCCCUGGGGGCCCCCCGGGUCUGUGUCGGGGCGGCGGCGGCGGCGCGGCGAGGCGCGGAGCUCGAGCGGCAGCCCGGCGCGAAGCGCAGCCAAGGAGGAGGCGGGAGGCGCAGCAGCAGCAGCAGCAGCAGCAGCAGCAGCAGCAGCAGCAAACUGGGACGCAGUGCCGGACUUGGACCGGUUUGUGGGGGGCAUUUACACCUACUGGGCCGAGGGGGGCCUCUGCGCUAUGCUGUGCUCCCACGGGGCCCAGCUGGUGGUGCUGGGCUUCACAGUUUACUUCAGUUGGUUUUUGCUGAUGUUUGUGAACUGGGAAGGAAUCCUUGCAUGCAAAAGCCCCGAUGCAUGCGCUUUGGAGCCCCUGCUGCUGGCCUCUCCGUGGGCCCCCUGGGGCCCCCGCCAGACCCUCUGUACCCUCUACGUUUUGUCUUUGACUUUUUUGGUUUUGUUUUCUCUUUUUUCCGCUUUUUAUAAAUGCAGAGACGCCGCGGCGCUGCGGCUCUACUUCCGCUCCCGGCUGUACAUACACUGCGACAGCGCGCUGCAGCUCAUGGGCUGGCCCGAAGUUGCUGCGCUGCUGCUGCAGGCGCAGCAGCAGCACCCCUUUUGUCUUGUGAAGCAGCACUUGUCAGUGCUGGACUUAGUUGCAGUAAUAAUGAGAAAAGACAAUUAUGUGAUAGCUCUCACCAACAAGGAGGUGCUGGCCCGCGCGCUUCCGGUGUACGUACACCCCAAACUCCUCUACACCCGCGUGCUUCUCUGGAGUCUCCGCACUGCCAUUUUUUUUAAUCUCUUCGACAAAAAACAAAGACUCAACCGCCAACUCUUCACCCGCAGGGCACCCAGAGGGUAA
This is a messenger RNA of Eimeria necatrix, 1377 nucleotides long. RefSeq lists its product as hypothetical. The coding region runs from base 1 to 1377 and encodes 458 amino acids. NCBI's taxonomy places the organism in Eukaryota, Apicomplexa, Conoidasida, Eucoccidiorida, Eimeriidae. Gene Ontology annotation, biological process: protein localization to phagophore assembly site; autophagy of mitochondrion. Gene Ontology annotation, cellular component: autophagosome; phagophore assembly site. The transcript has a single exon. The record is from RefSeq and is a predicted model, not a curated record.